AUGAAAAGUUUAGAAUUUUACAACUGGUGGUUAAAUGUAAACUUACACAGCACCAAUCUCUUAAGAGAACAAGAUUUAAAAUGUAAGAUACUCGCGAAUGAAAAAAAAAAUUUAUUGGUUGACUAUAGUGACAGUGAUGAUGAUGAUGAAAAUGAAUGUUCUCAGAAAAUUAAAAACGAACAAAAUACACUAGGUUUUAAAGAUGAACCAAAGAAUGAAAUUAUUUCAAAUAAAAUUUUAAUUAAUAUUAUAGAAUUAGAAUCAAAAGAUUAUGGAUUGUUUAUAUGGGAUUCCAGUAUUGUAUUAUCAUGGUAUUUAUAUAGUCGCUGUUUUAUAAAAGGUUAUAAUAAAAAUUAUUGGAAUGAUAAAAUAUGCUUAGAAAUUAGCGCAGGCGUUUCUUUACCAUCAAUUUUAUUAUGUAAAUUGGGUGGUAAAGUUUUAAUAACUGAUAGGUCAAAUAAUUUCGAUCAAAUAAAAUUAAAUAUUUUAAAUAAUUUAAUAUUAAAUAAAAUAAUAAUUAAUAAUAAUAAUAAUAAUAAUAAUAAUAAUAAUAAUAAUAAUAAUAAUAAUGGUUUUACAAAAUAUGAUAAUAUUAGAAAUUGCCCAGUAAUUAAAGAUUUAUCGUGGGGAAAUUUUAAUAAUAUACAAAAUGAUAAAAAUUUUAGUUUUAUUGAUUAUAUAGUUAUUUCAGAUUGUUUUUAUGAUAAUACAAAAGAUUAUGAUGAUAUAUUUUCAACUUUUUUUUAUUUUUUGAUGAAAAAUAAAAAAUUAAAAAUUCUUAUUUCAUAUCAAGUUAGAUGUAAUGAAAAGACAAUCUCAAGUUACUUAUCUAAAUGGAGGUUUAAAUGUAAAAUAAUAGAUUUAAAAGAGGUAGUUCCUUAUCAAGAUAUAUCAACAGAAAUUAUUUUAUUGAAAUUAUCACUUUAA
Messenger RNA from Dictyostelium purpureum, 927 nucleotides. RefSeq lists its product as uncharacterized. Gene Ontology annotation, cellular component: cytoplasm; nucleus. The record is from RefSeq and is a predicted model, not a curated record. Lineage: Eukaryota; Evosea; Eumycetozoa; Dictyosteliales; Dictyosteliaceae. The coding region runs from base 1 to 927 and encodes 308 amino acids. The transcript is spliced from 3 exons.